GACCAAGGCGAUCCCCUGACAGCAUCACCGACAUGCCCCGCAAGGCAGAACUCUCUUAGCCGGUGUGGCUAGGCUGCUCAACGACAAUUUACAACCUUUUACAAGAUAUUCGACGGCUGCGUAGUUUUAGCCAUAAGGUUGCAAGGCUGGUGUGUGUCUGAACAUAAUCAGUCAUGGCAUCAGCAAAUGUAACACUGGAAAAUCAGCUGCACAGUGCGCAGAAAAACCUGCUCUUCCUCCAGCAGGACCAUGCCAACACGUUGAAGGGGCUACACGCAGAGAUCCGCAGAUUACAACAGCAAUGCACAGACCUGACAUAUGAGCUCACUGUGAGAAGCUCUGAUCCCUCAGACAGCAGUGAGGUCCGAUGCAAGGAGCUGCAAAGGAGAUGUGAGGAGCUGGAGGCCCAGCUGAAGAAGAAGGAGGAGGAGAACACAGAGCUGCUCAGGGACCUUGAGCAGAAGAACGCCAUGAUCUCCGUCCUGGAAAACACCAUUAAGGAGAGGGAGAAGAAAUACCUGGAGGAGCUCAAGAUGAAGAGCCACAAGCUGGCUGUUUUGUCCGGGGAGCUGGAGCAGAGAGCGAGCACUAUUGCUUACCUUACCUCACAGCUUCACGCUACCAAGAAGAAGCUGUUAGCCGGCAGUUCGUCUGAGGCCAGCCCCAACGUCAGUCCAGUCACCUCAUACAAGCCCACGCCUCCACCAUCCAAGGACAGGCAGCCUGAAACCCCACGGCGGCGCAUGAAGAAGAGUCUUUCCCAGCCUCUUCACCCAGAGUUGACAGAGGUGUAUCGGCUUGGCCCGGACGGUAGGCGGCUGGUUCUGCGGGAGACAGUAGACGCCAUGCCCGACCCCACACCCUUCUUGCAGGCUGGGAGAGAGUCUCCUGAACCACAGGUGAUGCGAGAACGGCCUGCCGUUAUCCCUCCUAUUGCCUCUGAGCGGUCCCCUGUCGGCCCCCUGGGUGCUACGGCCAGCCCUCGUCACAGCCCCGCCCGGGACCGUCAGUACAGGGCUCAUGUGGGCGUGGCGCACCGCAUCCCACAUGGCACCACUCCCCUGGCCCCACCGCAAGCAGAGCUGGAGACACUGGCAGUGGACCAGGUCAAUGAGGAGAAGGUUGUGCGGAAGCGCUCGGGAGCCGACAGGACAGUUUAACACUACAAUGCUAACAUUCACAGAAACGCACAUCUACUGUAUACACCCUACUACCCUACACUGCAAGAGCAGGAAGGAGCCUGACCCACUGUGUAGCCUGCUUUCUACGCAACACUGCGAAAUGAAAAAAAAUACUAAAUUAUCAUUUUGUUCAUGGUAUUCCAUUAAGACUUUUGUUUUUCUUAAUAUACAUUACAAAAGGACUACUAUAAAGCAUGCCAAAUGUUUCUUAUUUACAACCCAGUGAGAUCUUGUAUUAUACACAUCUUGACCUUUUGCUUCGACUUUCACUUCAUUCUGUCUCAUGUGGUGCAUACAACAAACUCUCAGCCAAAUAUCUGCAUCAGUGCCUGCUCGACCGGUUUAACCAUAUACAAGCUGUGUAGUGUAGUCAUGGCUAAUAGUUACCUUUACAUAUCUCUGUCUGCUCCAUCUUCUCAACAAUAGUCUGGACAUAUCAACAAACUAUAUAAGAUGUGUGCAGCUGCAUAGGGUAGAACUGGAAUUAUUAAACUUAAUACUCCCCCGAAUGUCUUUCAUCUUCUUCUGUAUCAGUAUAAUAACGUUACUGUAAGUACAAGCUGCAUAAUGUGCAAUUGAAAUUUGCUUGUGAAACGUGAAAGAGCUGUAACUUCACCUUUCUUUCGUUGACUGGCAAAAACAGCAGCGGUGCACAUGUAAAUGCAGUAUGAAAUGAUGGUGAACAAGGCGUAUAUAUGUGUGUGUGUGUGUGUGUGUGUGUGAGAGAGAGAGAGAGAGAGAGAGAGAGAGAGUGUGUGUUUCAGAGAGAGACAAUGAAGGCCUGUGAGAGAAUUAAGUUUUGGCUUAAACAAAAUCUACUGAUCUUAUUUGUGAUACAAGGGCAUUUUUGAAAACACUGCUGUAAUAGGAUUUUGUGAUAUUACUAACUGUACUUUAUAAAGGCUGUACAUUUGUAAUGAAUUCUUUUUUAAUUUAUUGUUCAAUAGAGAACACAAAAGCACCUCAGAUAUUGACAGUAGCCACUGCACCACCAACAUGACGGUAAUUAUAAUCACUUAAUAACCUGCUUUUCACAUUAAUAUCACUUGUCCUUGAAGUAUACGUAUAAAUCAAUACAAUAAAGCAAUGCUUUUUGGGUUUGGUUA
This is a messenger RNA of Siniperca chuatsi (mandarin fish), 2287 nucleotides long. RefSeq names its product coiled-coil domain containing 92 (gene ccdc92). The transcript has 4 exons. The record is from RefSeq and is a predicted model, not a curated record. NCBI's taxonomy places the organism in Eukaryota, Metazoa, Chordata, Actinopteri, Centrarchiformes, Sinipercidae. Bases 174 to 1160 code for a protein of 328 amino acids.